AUGCUCGCAUGUUGCGUAAUUUUCGUUGCCGUUGUUCCCCUACUCCCGCUCGGCCUUGUUCUAGCCGAACGGAAAGUUUCCGCACAUAUCCAAGAUCGGGUUGGACCGAUGCGAGUGGGACCGCACGGUAUCCUUCAAACCUUAGCCGAUGGGGUUAAGCUCAUUUUCAAGGAAGACCACAUCCCGCGAGAGGGAGAUAAAUUUCUCUUUGUGGUUUCACCAUACAUUAUCUUCGCCUGCUCCUUUGCUGUAUUUGCCGCAAUCCCGUUCGGCAGAUCUAUUCUGGUCAGUGAAUUAAACAUCGGUAUCUUUUAUAUCAUGGCAAUCUCCUCCGUCAUUGUGAUGGGCGUGAUUAUGGCAGGUUGGGCUUCCAAUAGCAAAUGGUCACUGCUUGGGGCGAUGCGGUCUGCCGCCCAAAUCGUCAGCUAUGAAAUUCCAAUCGGUCUCGGCAUUUUAUCAGUUGUCAUGCUAGCGCAGACCCUGAAUAUGCAGGAAAUCGUCAAAGGACAAGACGGGAUAGCGAAUUGGCUAAUUUUUCGGACGCCGUUCACCUUCAUUGCAUUCUUCGUUUUCUUCAUAUCAUCUAUUGCUGAAGUCAACCGAACCCCGUUUGAUCUCCCCGAAGCAGAAUCUGAACUGGUCGCUGGUUUUCAUACCGAAUAUAGCGGUAUGCGUUUCGCGCUGUUCUUCAUCGCCGAAUACGCGAAUAUGUUCGCAGUCAGUGCAAUCGCUUCAACGCUAUUCCUCGGCGGUUGGCACGGGAUUGUGACCCGCAGAGCGAUUACCCUCGGUGGGCUCUUGGGUGUAGUGAUCAAAACACUUUUCUUGGUGUUCGUCAUGAUGUGGAUUCGCUGGACGCUGCCGCGCCUGCGUGUGGACCAGUUGAUGAACCUAUGCUGGAAGUAUUUUAUACCAAUCUCAUUUUUCAAUAUUUUGGGUGUCGGAAUCUGGGGAUUGAUUUUCCCGAAAGAUUCGCGAUUAAGUAUCAUUAUCAGUAUUGCUGCUAUUAUACUUGGACUCAUUUUCACGUUUGGCGUGCUAGGUAAGAGUUUAUCUAAGGGACCUAAACCACCGCCAAGUUCGGCGGAGAGGCGAGUUUCUGCUACAACAUAG
This is a messenger RNA of Geodia barretti, 1113 nucleotides long. The record is from the annotation of a GenBank genome assembly. Lineage: Eukaryota; Metazoa; Porifera; Demospongiae; Tetractinellida; Geodiidae.